AUGAGUUGGGACAUGGAGCUAGAUAGUCUAUUGGAGGAUAUAUAUGACUGUCCGUUGCCGGGACAAAAUAUUCUGGAGCCUUGGGAAAACUGGGUAGUUGAUGAUUGCAGAGAAGCUUUGAAAGUGCCAGAUUCAUGUGAGGAUGUCAUUGAGUGUUCUAGUUCUAGCUCCUUUGGUGAUACAGCUGUUGCUGCUGCUUCCGUCGCUGAACCAGAAGUUGAAUCGCGAAUGUUUGGUGACGGGCAUGAACCACUCCAUCGAAGAAAGAAAAGGAACACAACAACUCAUUGGAAGAAGUUCAUAAGUCUUGUUAUGUCGCGCUGUAAGUGGGUUGAGUUGCAACUGAAACAACUUAAGUCUCAAGAACGUAAAUAUGCUAAAGAGCUUGCGGCACUCGAUUAUACACAAGAUAUUAAUAAAGACAUGAAGAGGAAAAAACGAAGAAGAGUUGAGGAGAAUUGCGAUUUAGCAUCAUACAUGUCUAACCAUACUCUAUUCUCCUACUAUGAGAAAGCCGAUAGUAAUCUUGAUACUGGUUUGGAAGAUUGUCAUGAAGCUGUCACAGGUGGUGACGGUAAAAGUUCUGUAGAGUUCAAGUCGAAUGAUUUAUGGUCUUCUGUAGGUAAUCAUGGUAUGGAUAAAUCUUGGGAUGAUGCCAUUCAAAAGAUUAUAGCUCUAGAGUCUCAUCUUCAAAAUUUGAAAUCUAGACAUGACAAGGUGAUUAGUGAAAAUCAAGGAAGGUUUUGUUCUGUAAACCAAUCAAGCAUGCUUGAACCAUCUGAUGGAUAUAAUCAGUCUGAUUUUACAGGAAAUACAUCAUCGGGUGAUGACAAGAUUGUUCCUCUUUCCGAAGCCACUAAUCGGCCUCAAAUGGACAAUACACUGGACGAUAUCAAUGUUGAAGGUCUUACACAGUAUCAGGCAGUUAAGGAAGGAUUGCAUGAAUUAGAAAAUGUUGGAAAUCAACUUGCAAAUCAAAUCGAAUCAUUUGGAGAGAUUAAAGAGAUUUUCAAGUUUCAAGGUUCAGAAUCCAACUCUUAUGAAAAUGUCGUGCACAAUGUCAAUGUGCAUUCCAAUUUGAGAUUGUGUUCUACAUUAAAAUUAAAGAUCCCUAGACAUGAAAGGAAAAGAAAGAAGAUAUCUGGUUCAAAGAGGUCAAGGAGAUCUGGUUAA
Molecule: messenger RNA, 1173 nt
Organism: Vicia faba (fava bean)
Lineage: Eukaryota; Viridiplantae; Streptophyta; Magnoliopsida; Fabales; Fabaceae
Source: the annotation of a GenBank genome assembly